CGUGAAGGGGCCGGAGCGGAGCGGCCGCGCCAUGAACUACCAGCAGCAGCUGGCGAACUCGGCAGCCAUCCGGGCCGAGAUCCAGCGCUUCGAGUCGGUGCACCCCAACAUCUACUCCAUCUACGAGCUGCUGGAGCGUGUGGAGGAGCCCGUGCUGCAGAACCAGAUCCGCGAGCAUGUCAUCGCCAUCGAAGAUGCCUUUGUGAAUAGCCAGGAAUGGACACUGAGCCGAUCUGUACCAGAGCUGAAAGUGGGGAUUGUGGGUAACCUGGCAAGUGGGAAGUCAGCGCUGGUGCACCGGUACCUGACCGGCACCUAUGUCCAGGAGGAGUCACCUGAAGAUAUGGAUGCAGGUGGGAGAUUCAAGAAGGAGAUAGUGGUUGAUGGACAAAGCUACCUGCUGCUGAUCAGAGAUGAAGGAGGCCCUCCGGAGGCACAGUUUGCCAUGUGGGUGGAUGCUGUUAUCUUUGUGUUCAGCUUGGAGGAUGAAGUCAGCUUCCAGACUGUUUACCACUACUACAGCCGUAUGGCCAACUAUCGCAACACUAGUGAAAUCCCCAUGGUCCUGGUGGGCACCCAGGAUGCCAUCACCUCCACCAACCCCCGUGUUAUCGACGAUGCCAGAGCCAGGAAGUUGUCCAAUGACCUCAAGAGAUGCACUUACUACGAGACCUGUGCCACCUACGGGCUCAACGUGGAGAGAGUCUUCCAUGACGUUGCCCAGAAGAUCGUUUCCACCAAGAAGAAACAGCAGCUCUCAAUUGGACCCUGCAAAUCUCUACCCAACUCUCCGAGCCACUCCUCCGUGUGUUCUGCCCAGGUUUCUGCCGUACAUAUCAGCCAGACCAGUAAUGGAGGAGGGAGUUUAAGUGAUUAUUCCUCCUCUGUCCCAUCAACUCCAAGCACCAGCCAGAAGGAGCUGCGGAUUGAUGUUCCUCCCACUGCCAACACACCAACUCCUGUCCGUAAACAGUCCAAGCGCCGAUCCAACCUCUUCACGUCUCGGAAAGGGAGUGACCCAGACAAAGAGAAGAAGGUCCUGGAGAGCAGAACAGACAGCAUUGGAAGCGGCCGAGCAAUCCCAAUUAAACAGGGGAUGCUGCUAAAGCGGAGUGGCAAGUCCCUGAACAAGGAGUGGAAGAAGAAAUACGUGACACUGUGUGACAACGGCGUGCUGACCUACCAUCCCAGCCUGCACGAUUACAUGCAGAACGUUCACGGGAAAGAGAUCGACUUGCUGAGAACCACUGUGAAGGUCCCUGGGAAGAGGCCACCCCGAGCCACAUCAGCCUGUGCCCCCAUCUCCAGCCCCAAAACCAACGGCCUCUCCAAAGACAUGAGCAGUUUACACAUCUCUCCAAAUUCAGGGAACGUGACUACUAGCACAUCUGUGUCUCAGAUGGCCAGUGGGAUCAGUCUGGUGUCCUUCAACAGCCGCCCGGACGGUAUGCACCAGCGCUCCUACUCGGUCUCCAGUGCAGAUCAGUGGAGCGAGGCCACAGUCAUUGCCAACUCUGGCAUUAGCAGUGACACGGGCCUGGGAGAUUCAGUGUGUUCCAGCCCCAGCAUAUCCAGUACCACCAGCCCCAAACUGGACCCCCCUCCUUCCCCCCACGCCAACAGAAAGAAGCACCGCCGGAAGAAAAGCACAAGCAACUUCAAAGCUGAUGGGAUCUCGGGCACAGCUGAAGCCAAACGCAAAGCUUGGAAACUAAACCGUGUUGGUAGCCUGCGAAAUAUUUACAGCAGCAGCAGCACCAACACCGAAGAGCAAGAAGAAAACUUUGAGUUUAUCAUCGUCUCUCUCACGGGCCAGACUUGGCACUUUGAAGCAACCACCUACGAAGAGAGGGACGCGUGGGUCCAAGCCAUAGAGAGCCAGAUCCUGGCCAGUUUACAGUCCUGUGAGAGCAGCAAGAACAAGUCGCGCCUGACGAGCCAGAACGAGGCCAUGGCCCUGCAGUCCAUCAGGAACAUCAGAGGCAACUCCCACUGCGUGGACUGCGAGGCACAGAACCCCGACUGGGCCAGCCUCAACCUGGGAGCCCUCAUCUGCAUCGAAUGCUCAGGAAUCCACCGCAACCUCGGCACGCACCUGUCGCGGGUGCGCUCCCUGGACCUGGACGACUGGCCCAUCGAGCUCAUCAAGGUGAUGUCAGCCAUUGGCAACGAGCUGGCCAACAGUGUGUGGGAGGAGAACAGCCAAGGCCACGUCAAGCCUUCCUCAGACUCCACCAGGGAGGAGAAAGAGCUCUGGAUCCGCGCCAAGUACGAGCAGAAGCUCUUCCUCGCCCCGCUGCAGUGCCUGGAGCUGUCUCUGGGCCAGCAUCUCCUGAGGGCCACGGCCGAGGAGGACGUGCGGACGGUGAUCCUGCUGCUGGCCCACGGCACGCGGGAGGAGGUGAACGAGACCUGCGGGGACGGGGACGGGCGCACGGCCCUGCACCUGGCCUGCCGCAAAGGGAACGUGGUGCUGGUGCAGCUCCUCAUCUGGUACGGCGUGGACGUGAUGGCGCGCGACGCCCACGGGAACACGGCGCUGGCCUACGCCCGCCAGGCCUCCAGCCAGGAGUGCAUCGACGUCCUGCUGCAGUACGGCUGCCCCGACGAGCGCUUCGCCCUCAUGGCCACCCCAAACCUGUCCAGGAAGAACAACAACCGCAACAACGGCGGCGGGAGGAUGCCCACCAUCAUCUGAGGGGAGCUCGCUCGCGUGUUCGCUGAGUCACAUCCGCAGCCUCGCAUUCCUCCAUCCCCAUCACCGCUCUGGGAGUCUGGUAACUCUCCAUCUCCCUUUUCCCUUCAGUCCAUCCCGAGUCCCAGCCGGCACGUGGAGAGCGCCAGGGGCCGAGGAGGAGCGCGGGGGGCUGCUGGGCAGGCCGUUGUUUCAGCGCCCGCCGGGCCGGGAGGGCGCAGGGGCCGCGCCGGCACCGCCCGGGGACACGCGACAGCCCCGGGGCGCCGAGGGACGGGCGGGGGGAGAGGUGAGCCGGAGCAGAAGGAAGGAGAGCCGGUGACUUUCCCGAACUGACAGUGAAGCACAUCAGAACAUUUCACCUCUACCGAACGCGGCGACGCCUGGAUUUCCAUUCUCUUCUCCUGAAGAGCUUGACGGCAUAAAUCAGAAGCAAGCACAGAGUUUGUCAGGUUUGAAGCUCCUAUGAUGGUAUGUGUCAAAUCAGUUGUAGCUAAUCUGUCCGGGGAGAAUACUGGCUUCAUUACACUUGUAUAGUUGAGUUCUUCCAGCAUUACUGCUGUUUAAUAGAACAUGAUUAGUCAUCACGGAGAAAAAAGCAUAUUAGCUGAGGAGGUAGUUACAUGGCACGCUUCGGUGAUUGCUUGGAUGUGAUUGCAAUAUUCUUAGAAGCAUCAUAUUAUCUCAGACAUGUUCUUUCGAGCCCUUGGAGCCCUCCUUUCUAAAUUCACUGUCAUAAUUUAGUAUCUGUUUAAUUUUUCAGUCCAAAGAGAGGAAAUGAGUUGCUGAGUGUUAUUUGACUGCAGUCUCCUUGGUGUAAAAACAAAAUGGAAAAAAUAAAUAAGAGUAAGCCUGAAACACAAAAAGGGAUAAUGAAUACCGCUACGGAAAACAACAUUUCAAGUACGUUUGGUGAAAUUAAUAAAUGCAUUAAAGGCUGAUUUUUAUUUUUUUUUUUUUUAAUUUUUUUUUUUUUUAAUGUUUUCAGCCAGCAGAAAUAGGUUCUGUCAUUUUGCCAAGGUAAAUUGUGUUGAGUUUUUGGUCACUCCUAUGAUGCAUUGCCUAACUUAUACAGAUUUUUGUAUUGUGUCUCUAGAUUCUAUGUAUUUAAAAUCUAUUUGAAUAAAAAAAAGACCGUAAAUAUACAUUGAAUUUUUUUUUUUUUGUACAGAAAAUGACAUCUCUGUUAAUUUAUAAACUGUAAUGGAUGUGAGCUAAAUAAUGUGCAACUAGUUAGGGUCUGUGGGUUACAGAUCAUUAUUGUCCAUUGAUAAUAUUCCCAGCAGUGAACUCUUCUUUCCAAAGCCUGUGAGGAGCAACAUAUCAGAAGGAGAUCAGGGCACAUUUUGGCACAGGGAAGUUAAAAAACCAUGUGAGACCUUUUAGAAAGGAGAAAAGAGGCUGUUCCUCAGCGCUGUAAAUACAUUUUACUCCAGAAGUCAGGAAGCUUUCACAAGCCAAGACAAAAAGGCCCAUUCUGGCUGGGGGAAGAUCAGAUUUGAUUAAGUUCAGAAUUGAUAGCCUUCACCACGGCGGGCAGCGCUCCCAGCCCGGCUGCUUUCGGCAAGAAGAAUGGCUUGUGGAAGUAGCCUGGACGGUUCAUUGCAAUUCCAAGUUUUAAUACUUGAUUGGAUUAUUUUGGGUUUAGCGGGCACAUCUCAGCUUCUCCUGCUUCCCACUAGCAGGAUUCCGGUGUGGGGAAGGUUUUGGCAGGCAGAAAAGUGACUUUUAUGUUUAUUUUUUGAAAUGGCAUAUGGCAAUGUGGGGAUGGGGGCAGGGUUUAUCGUGGAGAGAGUUGAAAACUCAACUGAAUUCUGAUGGCAAAGGAGCAAUUAUGUGAAGGCAGUGAGGUGCACACAGCAUAGCAAUUUGAAAAUCUACCUGGCUCCUGUGUAUUUCCCAAGCUUUUGGUGGUGCCCUUCCUCGGGGCUCUGGGUUUCAUUCAGCACACAAAUAGGAGGAGCAGCUUCUAAAUAAACAGAAUGUGGGAAAAUUGCAAAGGAAAAAAUGCAAUAUGGUUAUCUUAAGGGAAACAAAAAAAAACAAAAAGGAAAAAUUACAGAUUUGAGGUAAAAUUCUGGGAGAAAAAUGAGCAUCAAGGUGGAAGCACAGGAAUAUUGACCAGCUUCUCUUCUUUGGUGGUGGUGUCCUUUUGUACUUUGUUGUUUUCUAGACCUUUGAGUAUUUGGGGAGAGGGAAUCUUUCUCCGGCCAACCUGACUGCUGAUUGCACCAGACACAGCUGAUUCCCUUCCCACUGGGAUACUUCUAAAUGUUUUAUUAUUUUUUUUUAAUCCAGAAAAGGUGUCUGUUUGAACUGCCAUUUCUCCACCAUUCCUGAUGUUCGGUACUUGGAGGUGGUCCCUCAGGGAGGGGAUAGCCCAGCUGAUGUGCAGCUGAAGGGGAUGCUGUGGAACCCUCUGUGUGCCGGUGCUCAGCAGCUUUGCCACAGCAGGGAUUCAGGAAUGGCAAUCCCAGAGGUGCUAGAGCUGCCUGCUGCUCCCCCCAAGGAGCAUCCAGGGCAUUUGUAUCCCAAAAACCAAGUCCAGUGUUUCAAACCCACAGUGGGCAGAGUUCUCAAUGCACGUUCUGUUUCAGAGUUUUAGGUUUAACCCUAAUUUAAAUCCUUUUCUCUACGUUGUUUAAUGCUCUCUUUGGGCCACCUUCCUCAGGCUGAGGGUGAUGUUUGAGAAACAAGGGCAGCAGGCAGAUUCCAGGUAGACAAAGUACGUGGUCCUUUCCUAAAGAUCUUCUGAGGGCAACCCUGGAAAAAGCACAGAAUAUUUUUAGGAGAGGAAAUUCCAGUGUAUUACAGGAAAAAUUAUGCAUCCAGGCAAGCCAAGUAAUACUUCUAUUAAGUGGUAACACGGUUGCUUUUAACCUAAACAUGGUUUUAAAAGUGUUGGCAUUGAAGCAGUGUCGGUGUGGGGGUCUGUGGGGAGCAUUCCCAGCCUUGCACGUGUCAGAGCUCCCAGGAAAAGUCAGGAGGUCCCAGAAUGUCCUGAGUUGGAAAGGUCCCGAUGGGUGAGGUCACCCAGGGCUGUUGUCACCAAGUCACUCCUUGCAGGGUGGAGGAUGGCUCCCACCAAGGCAGGGAUGGAGGAAGCUCUCCUUGGCUGGAUCCUGGUGGGGCUUGGCUUUGAGAGCUCCCCAGGCUUUUCAGGGGAUGUGUUUGCACUGUGCAGAGGCUGCUCUUGGAGCCCUCCAGGUGCAGAGUCAGGCAACAUCUCCUUGGAGAUCCCACAGGAAUUGUUAUUCCCGUUGUUCACUCCAUUCUCCCACCCCUUUCCCGCUCCUUGUCUUGUGUUUAGCCACUCCUGUUGCUUUUUUACAAGCCCUAAGUGUGACCCAGUCCAUGAAAAAUCCCAGCAGCCAAAAAGCUGUUUUCUCUGGAGUCUGUGGCUGUGGUCAUUGCUCUUCCCACUUAACCCUUCCCCUCAUCCCAGAUACCUUGAAAUGCCCCUUCCUCUGCACUUUAUCCAUCACUAAAACACUAGAAGCGAGUCAGCCGUUGCUGUUUCUCUAUUUCCUCCUAUCUUUGUCCAAUUGCUGUGGAAUUUAGUUGGAUGUGUCACACCUGAACCUGGGUAUUGCCAGGGAGGGUUCACUUCUCCUUUGUCUUUCUGAAGAAAAAAGACCCAACCUUGGGAAAACUCAGGGUCCUGCCCUGAAUGCAGAGAUUUGGCCAAGGGCUCCCAUUACCAGAUCUCCAAUUUUGGUGGUAAAAAAGGAGCAGGAUGGGGAAAAAAAAAGCAAAAAAAUAAAAGCUUGGAGAACCUUGGUGCUGCUGGGAAAGCUGGGUGAGCUCCUGGGAGGGGGAGAGGAUUUUGAAGCAUUUGAGCGCAGUGUAAAAUAACCGUGUAAACAUUAGCAUUGUUUAAUUCACUGUCUCGUCCCCCUUCCCUUAAAUUAUGUGUGUUAGUGCAAAAAAGAAAUAAAAAUAAAAAGCUUUAGCUGCACUUGGAGAUUUCCCUGGGCCAGAGAAGGCCGAGUCACGUAGGGAGAGGAGUCGAGGUGGGAAUGCAGAUCCGGGUUUGGAAGUGAUCUCCGGCACUGUAAUGUAGAAUAAUUAGAUUAUAUGGGGUUGGAAUAGCUUCAGCUUUUAUAUUUGUACGGAGAUCAGGAGAAAUGAAGUAAUUUGUAGUUUCUAGUGUAAAGUAGUGGUAGUGGAGACAAGCACAGAUUUCACAAGGGGGUCCCCAAGGGGCCCGUCCCAAACGUCUCGGGGAGCCGCCUUUGCACCUUAACAGGGAUGGUUAUUGGGGUUCAUUGUUGGUGAAAGGGUCAUUUCAUGUUUGGUUUAGUGGUUGUUGUCAGCAGGGGAACUCGAGGGGAAGGAGGAGAGCGUUGGGGACCAAACUUUGGGGCACCUGGGCGGGACAGGAGACAACUUCCCCGUCCUCAUCUCAUCGUCAGGCGUCUUCCUUACCCCUCCAGAGUCUGCUCCACCAACCCUUAGGUGGGAUCUCUGCCUGUUUGGCCUGGAUCCUCAGUUCCACAAUUCCCAUUCCUGAUGAUUUGUGGGUAGAAUCUACUGCGUAGAAAACCCAGGUUUGGAUGUUCUUGUGUUUGCUGCACAAUGGGGAAAAAAAACAAAGGCUCUGCAGUAAAGAUCUUUUCAAGGUAGAAAAGAAACACUGAACUACCCCAAAUUAAGAGGUUCUGCAAUGAGUUUGGAGUUCUAAGCUACCAAAAAAAAAAAAGGUUGGCUUGAAUGGUUUUAUUGGAAAAUAAUUUCUUUUUUGGAAAAAAGUAAUAGAGGUCAUAGAGCAAAACAUCCAGAGGUGUAGAUGGGUGAAUUUGUUGGUUUAGGAUAUUUGUAGGUUUUGCUUUCUUGUUUAGCAUGGGCCAAUGUUUAAAGUAAAUAUUGGGACAGUUUACCUUGAGUUGACUGAGUCUGUCCCAUACUUCAAAGGGAGGUUUGAGGGGUUUUGGCCAGGAUUGUCAGGAGCUGGGAAUAGUUCAUGUUUUGAGAGGGGAAUUGCAUGAUUUCUGCAAAGUGAAAGGUCAGUCUGGGACAUGUUUUUAGGGCCCCAAAUUGGCUAGCAUGUUUGUGGCCCCAUUUCAUUUCAGGGUGACAGCAGGAUGUGGGUGAAUGAACUCCCAUCAUUUACUACCAUCUUCAGGGAGGAGAAUUUCACUUGUGGAUGGAUAAAAUAAAGAUGUCUUUGUGCAUUUCAGCAGUUUUAACCUCUUCAUCUCCCCAUGCCUGCCUGGAUCCCAAACCCCUGUGGCACAUCCAGGCAGCAGCGGUCGGUUCUGCUGGUGGGCAGAGCCUCAGCCUUCCCUCAGCCAUGGAUUUUCUGGAUGUGGUUUUUUCUUUUAGCUUCCAGUGCUAAGGACUGGCUGAUUUGCAGUGCUUCAGAGCUACUCAUUUUUACAUCUGUGUGUUCUGUACAAAAUGUGAAGGGGGGUGGGUGGGGGACGCUUCAGAGGUCUCAUGGCAUGCCGUGGGGAUGGUGGCCACCUUGCUUGCUGGCAGUGAAUAAACCUUCAGCUCUUCCCCACUUUUCCAUUUGGGGUUUUUUGUUGUUCCUGAGAGCUGAAGUAGCUAAAAGCAUUUCCCUGGUCCUCAGGAACUGCAGGGUAUGAUGGGGAGAACCCCUCACAGAGACAGCUCAAAGGCAAACCCCAAACUCCUGCAGGACCAAGGAAGGGUUUUGGUGCUGAGCGUGGGGAUUUUGGGCAUCUGCAUCCCGAAUGUAGGGGUUGAGCUGAGUUGAACCCAUGGGUGAAGUGCAGCCAGGGUGUCCUGAGCCCUCAGCUGUCACCUGGAGGUCACUUCUUGCUCUGUGUGUGUGCUGGUGCCUGCUCCUCACACUGCUGUCGGUAUUUGUGGGAAUCCCCUUGAUCACCAUCAGGAGCUGCAGCCAGGCUUUGGUUGGAUGUUUCCAAAUGGGCAAAUUUCCCAGCUGGAGCCAGACCAGGACUUCCAAGGAGGCAGGAUGGGGGAACACUGGCUUGAGGGAUGGAGAGGUGCAGGGAGAUGAGGCCCAGGCUUGCUGCAGACUCACAGGUUUUCCUAAAAUCCAACUCCUUGAGGCAGCAACAUCCAGCUUGUGAAAACCUUGAGUUUGGCCUCCAGGACUGGAGGGGAAAAAUCCCUCCCUUGCUGGAGAGGAGAAAUCCCAGCUCACCACUGCAGGUGGGAAGCUCCAGGGAAGGAGAUUCUGAAGGUGGAAAGGACAGAGUCUUGCAUUUCAGAUGAUUUCUUUUUAAUAUAAAUUUGCUUGAGACUCAUCUUUCUGGCUGGAUCUGAGUGUGGGAGCAGCGAGCUGUCGGGGAUUCAGCGACGCUUCGGGUCCCGCUGCCUUUUGGGGCUGUUGAGGAUAACAGGGAGAUGUUUCCAAGGGAGAUGUUCCCAAGAGCUGCCUCCAGGUGGGUUCUUCCCCAAGGACAGCUCCUCAUCCCUCCCUCCACGUGUUCUUGGUCAUGACUGGCUCCAAAAUUUUUGCUGUGGGGGGACCACGAGUCUCAGCUGCAGUGGGCUCGUGUGCCACAGUCUGGGAACACCUGACCUGGUGGUGUGGACACCAUUUCUACCCUGGCUUUGGUUUCUUGUCCUUCCAGGGGCAGUCCCUAGGGAGAGGGCAGGUCUGGCAGGGCAGGAAGGAGCUGUGGAGGGCCAUGGCCAGGGACUCAGCUGGAUUCUCCACUGAAUCUGCUGAGGAGAAGAGGAUGUGCCCAUCCUCUGAAAGCACCGUGCAAGUCCCAGCUUUCCAGGGUUUGGCCCAGCUUCCUUUUACUGUGUCACUGUCACAAGAGCACCUUUCACUUGUAGAGUGCAUGUGGGGGCACAGACUGAGGGGUGUUUGGGGCAGGAGUGUCUCCUGAAACACCAGGGACUCCUUUUGAGAUGGAUUUGACUCAGCUUGGAAUGGCCAAGAGCUCGGAUCUGCAGCUCCUGCUGCCUUCACACCCCACAGCUCCAGCAGGAUUUGAGCACAUCUCAAAUGCUUGGCCCACACCUGAGCAGCUCCAACCUGUGGCCACCUGCAAAGGCUGGAUUUUGUGUUCAGCCCCCAAAUCUUUCAGGUCUUUCUGCUUUUUGGUGUUUUGUCUUUCCAGUUGAAAGUAGGGGAGGGAGCCCAGGUGAGGAGGGGACACCUGCUCGGGGUAGAGGCAGGAGAUACCGAGCACAUGGCAGGCUUUACAGCAAGUUUUGGGUUGUUGGGGUUUGGUUUUUUGUUUUGUUUUCUGUUUCUGUAAAUAAUAAUGUAUAAAUGAUGACGAGACAGUGUGGAAAUUCU
Molecule: messenger RNA, 9944 nt
Organism: Pseudopodoces humilis (Tibetan ground-tit)
Lineage: Eukaryota; Metazoa; Chordata; Aves; Passeriformes; Paridae
Source: RefSeq, a predicted model, not a curated record